Molecule: messenger RNA, 521 nt
Organism: Cylicocyclus nassatus
Lineage: Eukaryota; Metazoa; Nematoda; Chromadorea; Rhabditida; Strongylidae
Source: the annotation of a GenBank genome assembly
GCUACGUUGAACGAGUUGGAAACAGCGUGGCGGAAUGAUUGGUAGCGAGUAUGGGGCAUUCUCGAAUAAUCUCUUGGCUGAUUUUCAAUGGAAGCGCAGGAGCUAUACAGACUGAGAAAAGCUGAUUCUACUGAAACAAUUCCCUGCUUUUUCGAAGAAGACCUCAAUUUGCGUCAACUCGAAAAGCUCAAGGUCGUUGAUGAGGCUGAGGAAAAAAUCGCAAUGCUGGACUACUUUUAUGCAGACUCACAGCUCAAUCAAAAAGAACGACAAAUGAUAAGAGACUUCCUUCAAAAAAGAUUAGAAUGGCCGGAGCCAAUCUGCACUAUUUUGUACAACGAAGCGAUUGAGGAAGACAAAGACAAUGGUGUGAUGUUGCGAGUGAAGCGAUACAUAGAGAUGAACACUACCACGUGGACAUUACAGUUGUUGAAAACUGCAGAAUGUCUUCAGAAGAUUCCGCGAUUUGCAUGGGCAAAAUACUACGCAAUGUAAGCAGCUUCACCUGCUCAAGCAAAAAA